AUGUUACAAUGGAUUCUUACCUUAGUGUUGAGCCUAGAGCAUGUUGUAAUGCCUUCCUUGCAUAACCGCCCUCUCAAAGCAUUGGUAUACCGCGGACCCGCUUCUUCUUACAGGUGUCCAGAGUCUGUUGCAGAUCUCCUCGAGUCGUCGCCAUUUAAAAUCGAGGUCACGUUCGCUGGACCAGACGAGGAGACCAAGCUUACGGCAGAGGCAUUGAGUAAUGUCGAUAUCUAUGCACACCCAGGUGGGGGAGAUAUGGACGAUGCUUGGAAGCACAUGAAAGGCUACAAAGCGAACAUCCGUAAUUUCGUGGAGCAAGGCGGGCGAUACAUGGGCUUCUGCUUGGGCGCAUAUCUGGCUGGGCACUCACCUGGAUUCGAUCUGCUGGAUAAGAAGGACGACACCGAUGCAGAAUGCGAUGAGCCGGGUGCCCAGGUUCCUGACGAGCGAGAAGCCAUCAUUCAAGUCGACUGGACAUUCUCAACAGGGCCAGAGCAAGGCCAUACUGAUCCGAAGCGCUGGCUGUAUUUCCAGGAUGGGGCUGUGAUCGAAUUGCACAAAAGGUCGACAGCGAAGGUAUUAGGCCGAUACUCGAGCACCCAAGAUGUGGCUGCAUCGCUCAGCAGUUUCGGUAAAGGCUGGGUAGGACUCGUUGGGCCGCAUCCGGAAGCAGGUCAAGAUUGGUAUGAUAAGCAAAAUUUCCACAGCCCGGAAGGCAUCAGGUUCGAUAUUGGCCACGAUUUCGUGGAGGCCAUCGUGCAUGCCGGCGACGAGGAGGAUUGA
Molecule: messenger RNA, 783 nt
Organism: Fulvia fulva
Lineage: Eukaryota; Fungi; Ascomycota; Dothideomycetes; Mycosphaerellales; Mycosphaerellaceae
Exons: 3
Coding region: 1-783 (260 amino acids)
Source: RefSeq, a predicted model, not a curated record